GUAGGUUGAGAAGAAAUGGCAGGACAUAAGGUCGCGCAUGCCACACUGAAAGGCCCGAGUGUUGUCAAGGAACUAGUGAUUGGGUUGGCACUUGGUUUAGCUGCUGGUGGUCUCUGGAAGAUGCACCAUUGGAAUGAGCAGAGGAAAACCAGAUCUUUCUAUGAUUUGCUUGAGAGAGGUGAGAUCAGUGUUGUCGCCGCUGAAGAGUGAAUGGGACUUCCUCUAUCUCGCUCUCAAUCUUAAAUUGUUGUUGGCUCGAUUUUUCUGUUGUUUUUUUUUAUGGUUUCACUUGAUAUAUCUCAGGUGAGUGACCUGAGAAUAUGGUUGCUUUAAGGAA
Messenger RNA from Camelina sativa (false flax), 337 nucleotides. RefSeq names its product putative cytochrome c oxidase subunit 5C-1. Lineage: Eukaryota; Viridiplantae; Streptophyta; Magnoliopsida; Brassicales; Brassicaceae. The record is from RefSeq and is a predicted model, not a curated record.